AUGAACGGGCACAUUCGAUUUUAUACCGCUUCACAUACAAGGCAGCUCCGACAAGAAGGCCAAGUCCGUCGAGAAUCGCCGCGUCCAAGCCAUGGACAGCCAGAGCGGAUUCUGUCGUCACGGGGACUCAACAACAACAUGAGUUCCAACAGGCACACGGUCAUUGUCUUGAGUGAUUCCGAAGAGGAAGACGACGACGAAGAAGACGCGCCCAACAGGGAACCGGAGCCCAUAGACUUGACCAACGAUGAUGAUGCGUCUGCUCCGCGUCGGGUACCCAUCAUUCUGUCGCAACCGCGUCUUGCCGCCAAAAAGCAAACUUCACUGCCACUCCUCCGAGGUCAACAAAUGCCCUUAGACCGGGUCGAACUUACGCGAAUAAAACUUCCUCUAAUUAAUAAUCAGCCAAAGUGCGCACAAAAUUCCAUGUCCGCCCCCGUGGCACGACAACAGUCCGCAUCCCAGAAUGACGGGGUUUCCACUCCCCGCCAGAAGUCUCAACCUCGAGUGACAAAUGAGGUCCAGGAGCCGCCUUCAAACGGGAUCACACCUCAAUCUACGUUUAUUCCUCAAUAUAUUUCUUAUCAUAGGGAGAAGAACAUUAAUCCUCUACAGGAGCGUGUAGAAAUCACGGAUCCUAACUGGGAAAAGGCGGUUGAAAAAGCCUUCGAAGAACCCGCCCAAUUCAAUGCGGUGGAAAAGACGCAACCAUCAGCGAACAUCAACAGCCCGGUCUGUGAUACCUGCAAUUUUCAAUCCAGACAGUGUGAUGGGCUCCGACCCUGUACACAGUGCAACUCGAUAGGGCGAGGUGAUCGGUGCACGUAUCUGAUGUCGCCGCUACCUUCUGAGCGACGGUCACUGGUGGUCAGACUCCCACUACUAAGCCCAAGCAAUAUUCCCAGUGGAGGCAACCUGGAAAGUCCUACAACUUCGGAGCACGAACCAGGAUGUGGCGGAGGUAAGAGUAAUGGUAUGGCAGGGUCGGACAAUGCCAUGUCAAAUAAUAGAGCUUCUACUGAAACCGCCAAAACUAAAGCCGCCCUCCAAAACCGCCAAAUACGCACCAGAGAAGGCGUGGAGAACAAUCUUCCAAACCGAUUGGAGCGAGAUGAACCUACCGGCGGACUCGACCGGGAAAUCUCAGACAGUGAAGCACACACGAGUGAAACAGACAUCCAGCUCGACAAUGAGAGCGACGCGACAGGAAAGUCGACGGAUCCGGUUGACCAAGAUCAAACUGAACCCGACAUCGAGACGGUGAGACGGCUGGUAGAGAGACUACGUAGGGACCUUCACGCGUGGCAAGAAGAAUUCGUUCAAGCGGACUUAAGGAAAGCGACAGUCGCCAUGAGAGGUUGGCCACGAGCCCGACUUGAUUCAACAUUGUCAAAUCCAUUUCAAAAAAUCACCCAGGAGCGAAUGACCGCUUCGGGCAAUCCCCUUCCGUCCCCGGAGAGACCACAGCAGAGAAAGUUGACCAUCGUUCGCGCGCCUGAGAGCUCAUUUUGGACAGGGUCAAUCUUGUUACCCAAAUACAAGGCUAUUGGACGAGUUUCAUCGAGUUUUUUGGCCCCAAAUUUUCGCACAGCCAAAUAUCGGCCUUACGACGCGGAAGACGAAAUUCAAGACCCAGAAGCCACAGAAAAAUAUGCGGAACUCGAGCAGAGAUUCAACAAUAACUAUGACAGCCUAAAGGCCCAGCGAAGCUGUCAAGAACAGAUCUGGCUCUGGAGGCCUUGGGCAGACGAACUCCUUUCGUGCCUGGGCAUCGAGAGAAGUGAUAUACUCUAUUACUACACCGUGAACCACUUCGAUCCGGGCCGUCAGUGUGCAUGCGGAUGGUCUGCAGAAAGCUCCAAGGCAUGGAGAGAAGAGCAAUUUCGAAGAUGCAGAACCUGUGAACUUGUGGACCCCGAAAGUCGAUGGACACAUUUCAGUGAAACUUUCAGCAAACUGCCAGUGCCUGACGACAGGAGUCUUGCGCUUGCGGGACUCGCGGCUCAUGCUUUCCAUGAGAUGACCAGAGUAAGUCUAUGGCACAUUGCUCUCGGUGGUAUUUUGCAGCCAAGGUAUGAGGAUCCUCAAGCCAUUGUCAAAAAAGGAUCUACUUUCUGCGUGAUCUGUUAUCGUCAUCAAUGUCCGGAUCAUGGAUCAUAUGAGGAACCCAUUGAUGAAGACCGUGGGGUCAAAGAUCCCGAAGAGCUCAAGGCUUUUAUCAACGAUGAGGAGCAGGACCGCAAUCUUCGAAAAUUUAUGAUCCUACCUACACGGACUAGGGAGGAAUCCGCCCCCCAUGUUUGUGGAUUGUUUUGUGUCGAUACCUCGCAGAAUUUGCGACAGCUCAUCGGACGCCGAGAGGAUGGAUGUAUUGCUGGUGAUAGCAGGCCAACCCCUCAGACCACGCAAAGACUUGAAGAUGAUGAUCUUUGUGGACCCUCGUGUUUCUGGGACGUGGCGAACCGACCGAAUUGCAAGAUGUCCGACAUCAAUUUUCGGCCAUUUAUUUCGCAUUCACAGAAACUUCUGGUGGAGAAACUGAUGCAGUUUUACAUGAAUAACAAAAGAGGACCUUGUCUUAUUGCCCGCAUCGUCAAAGACAUCGGUUGUUUGAUGGUUUUUCAUCAUAUGGUAUUUCGCAUAUCCCGAGUGCCUCACCCGGGCGCCGAUGCAGGCUUAACGUCUGACAGUAGUACUGCUCAGCGUCACCACAAUCACAUGCGCAAGAAAAAGAAACCUGUGCCCACAAUUGAUGUUUCAAGAAGUGCGGAGCUGGAUCAACGGCCACCCUUCAUUCCAUGCUCUCAUGAUGGUCCCUGCUACAAUAAUCCAGCCUGUACCUGCUCCAGGAGCAAGGUCCAUUGUGAAAGAUUUUGUGGCUGCGACGACUCUUGCAAACGGCGCUUUCGGGGUUGUAGCUGCACGACUCGUGGCAGCAAAAACUGCUUCAAAGAUAGCCGAUGCGAGUGUUGGAAGCACAAUCGUGAAUGUGAUCCGUAUCUAUGUGGAAAGUGCGGUGUGAUUGACGUCCUGGAUUCCUCCAACAAAUACAGAGAUGAGGUCCGAAAAGGACGAUGCAAGAACAAUCGGAUCCAGCUGGGGCUCCCUGCGCCUACCACCAAGGCCCCGAGUCAAGUGCAAGGCUACGGCCUGUACAGCCGGGCAGAGAUUGCCAGUGGCGACUUCAUUGGCGAGUACACUGGAGAGGUCAUCAGCAUUUCAGAAGGUGACAGGCGAGGCGCCAUGUAUCACGUCUUAAACCAGGAAUACCUGUUUGUCAUCAACAAAGGCCAAGAGAUCGACGCGUCGAAUCAUGGUAACAAGAUGAGAUUCAUGAACAACUCGCAGAGAGAGGAACACAUUAAUGUUGAACCCAAGAAAUUAUGGUGCAGCGGCGUAGUCAGGGUUGGACUCUUUGCAAAGAGACUGGUCCGAGCUGGUGAGGAACUGCUGUACAAUUAUAACUAUCCGGAAUCGGUGGUGAAAAAUUUCUGGGAACCAGGCGAAAGGCCUGCCAACGCUAGGGGGCUAAUUCCUCUGACUCAAGAACGCCUCGCUAGAACCACUGGAGCAAACAAGCUUGCAGAGGAGAACGGCCACGACAUGCACGACGACAAUGGUCAGUCCCCGUCGUUGACUCGCCGCCCAAAACGGAAGAGACCGGUUGGAGAAAGUCCUCUUCUCAACGGCAUGGAUUCAGAAACCUCGACGGAUGAGAUACUCGAAAUACCAGCAAUUGACGAUUCAGAAGACUCGGACUACGAGACCAAUGAUCUCGUGUCUGAUGAGGGCGACUCGGACGAAGACUCGGACGAAGACUCGGAUCUGGGUCCAAUCGAAGAACCGCAGUCGCGAGGAGGAAGCUCCUCCAAUGGUCGUCCGCGUAGAGCAAUUCGAAACUCGUCCCUUCAAGGUCGUUGGUCCAGUGGUUCAAAGACCGUUAGGAAUACCAAGUCCGGGGAGAUUAACGGUCUAAGGGACGGGUCGACAAGAAGAAAUCACAGUCGAAAUAAUCUGGAUUCAAGGAGCAGGAGCAAGAAGGACAUUUCUAUGGUAGGCCGGCAGAGGAGGAUAGGACCCAACGAUAAGAGGUAUGGAGGCAAGGCGCAACAGCAGGCAUGGCGGACGAGAAGGCUCAACGAAAGUCUGGGCAUCCCGCCGAACAGCAUAUCACCUAGAGGACGGCGAUCUUAA
Molecule: messenger RNA, 4194 nt
Organism: Rhinocladiella mackenziei CBS 650.93
Lineage: Eukaryota; Fungi; Ascomycota; Eurotiomycetes; Chaetothyriales; Herpotrichiellaceae
Exons: 1
Coding region: 1-4194 (1397 amino acids)
Biological process (GO): chromatin remodeling; regulation of DNA-templated transcription
Molecular function (GO): protein binding; zinc ion binding; DNA-binding transcription factor activity, RNA polymerase II-specific
Source: RefSeq, a predicted model, not a curated record